AUGUCGCACCUCAAGUAUGCCGACGCCAAGUACGUCUUCCUUACCGACUUCGACGGUACCAUCACCCUCCUCGACUCGAACGACCACAUGGUCGAUACGGUCGGUAUGGGUUACACCGAGCGCCGUAAGAUCAACGUCGAGAUUGUCGAGGAGCGUCUCAGCUACCGUGAAGGUUUCAAGAAGAUGAUUGAGUCGGUCCACCGUCCUUUUGCCGAGAUGGAGGAGCUCGUUCGACGAGAUGUCACCCUCGACCCCGGUUUCAAGGAGUUCUAUGCUUUUGCCAAGGCCAACAACAUUCCCGUCAUCAUUGUCUCCUCGGGUAUGACACCCAUCAUCCGCAGCAUCCUCUCCAACCUCAUCGGUGAGAAGGAUGCCAACGAGAUCGACGUCAUCUCAAACGAAGUCAAAUUCACCGACCCCGAGCAGAAAGGUACCACCUGGGAGCUCGUUUACCGUCACCCUGACAACCACUUUGGCCACGACAAGUCGCUCUCCAUCGCUCCCUACCGCGAGCUCAAGAACCGUCCAACGCUCUUCUUUGCCGGUGACGGUAUCUCGGACAUGUCGGCUGCGCGUCACGCCGACGUGCUCUUUGUCAAGGACAAGGAGGACAACGAUCUUGCCACUUACUGCCGAACCAACAACAUCCCCCACCACAUGUUCAAGGACUGGACCAUCCCCAAAAAGAUGCUCGAACAGAUCAUCUCGGGCGAACUCAAGAUCGAGGACGUCGCCGGCAAGAGCUCCGACAAUGGCGAUUUCAAACCCGCUUCCCAGGCAUAG
Mycosarcoma maydis (corn smut) is the source of this 783-nucleotide messenger RNA. RefSeq lists its product as uncharacterized. Bases 1 to 783 code for a protein of 260 amino acids. Lineage: Eukaryota; Fungi; Basidiomycota; Ustilaginomycetes; Ustilaginales. Gene Ontology annotation, molecular function: phosphatase activity. The transcript is spliced from 2 exons. The record is from RefSeq and is a predicted model, not a curated record.